This is a messenger RNA of Bubalus bubalis (water buffalo), 1865 nucleotides long. It is a transcript of the gene DDX28, whose product is annotated as DEAD-box helicase 28. The transcript has a single exon. Gene Ontology annotation, molecular function: ATP binding; nucleic acid binding; RNA helicase activity. Gene Ontology annotation, cellular component: mitochondrion. Gene Ontology annotation, biological process: mitochondrial large ribosomal subunit assembly. The record is from RefSeq and is a predicted model, not a curated record. Lineage: Eukaryota; Metazoa; Chordata; Mammalia; Artiodactyla; Bovidae. The coding region runs from base 41 to 1678 and encodes 545 amino acids.
UGACGUCACUGUUGUGCGCCUUUUCCGCACCAAGGGGACUAUGGCUCUAGCACGGCAACUACGGCUGUUGUCGCUCGCGACUCGGUUGCUUCUGGCGCCUCGACGGGACCUGACAGGCCGCGGUCCCGACGAGCCCCUGCCCGUGGUGCGCAUCCCGCGGGCUCUACAGAGGCGGCAUGAACAGCGGCAGAGCGGGCAGCGGAGCCCCCUGCGGCCGGUGUUGGUGCGACCUGGCCCGCUGCUGAUCUCGGCGCGGCGGCCGGAGUUGAACCAGCCCGCACGCCAAACGCUGGGUCGUUGGGAGGUUGCGCCACUCGUUUCGCGAGGCUGGAAGCAUCGGCGCGCUCGCCAGGACUAUUUCUCCAUUGAGCGUGCUCAGCAUGAGGCCCCAGCGCUGCGGAACCUCUCGUCCAAGGGCAGCUUCGCCGAUCUGGGUCUGGAGCCCCGUGUGCUGAGCGCACUCCAAGAAGCUGCUCCCGAAGUCGUUCGGCCCACAACCGUGCAGUCGAGUACCAUUCCCCCAUUACUUCGCGGCCGCCACAUCCUCUGCGCCGCGGAAACCGGCAGUGGCAAGACUCUCGGCUACAUGCUACCUCUGCUUCAACGGCUCUUGGGCCAGCCAAGCCUGUACACCAGUCGUAUCCCUGCUCCUCGAGGCCUGGUCCUUGUGCCUUCUCGAGAAUUAGCUGAACAGGUGCGGGCCGUGGCCCAGCCCUUGGGCAGCUCCUUAGGCCUCCGGGUGCAGGAGUUAGGGGGAGGCCAUGGCAUGAGUAGGAUCAGGCUGCAACUGUCCAAACAUCCUCCAGCAGAAGUACUGGUGGCCACUCCAGGGGCUCUGUGGAAGGCCCUGAAAGGUCAACUGAUCAGCCUGGCGCAGCUCUCUUUCUUGGUGUUGGAUGAGGUAGAUACAUUGUUGGAUGAAAGUUUCCUGGAACUGGUGGAUUACAUCUUGGAGAAGAGUCACAUAGCAGAAGGCCCCGCUGACUUAAAAGACCCUUUCAAUCCCAAAGCUCAGUUAGUGCUGGUGGGGGCCACAUUUCCCGAAGGCGUAGGCCAGCUGCUGAGUAAAGUUGCCAGCUUAGACUCUCUAACCACCAUUACCAGUUCCAAGCUCCACUGCAUCAUGCCUCAUGUCAAACAGACGUUCAUGAGGCUGAAAGGAGCAGAGAAGGUGACUGAGUUAGUGCAGAUCCUCAAGCAGCAUGACAGAGCACACAGGACUGGCUCCACAGGAACUGUUCUCGUGUUCUGUAACAGCUCCAGCACUGUGAACUGGCUGGGAUAUAUUCUGGAUGACCACAGAAUCCAACACUUAAGACUGCAGGGACAAAUGCCAGCCUCCAUGAGGGCAGGUAUCUUCCAGUCCUUCCAGAAGGGUUCCCGAGACAUACUUCUCUGCACAGACAUCGCCUCUCGGGGCCUGGACAGCACCCAGGUGGAACUCGUCAUCAAUUAUGAUUUCCCUCUCACCCUGCAGGAUUACAUCCACAGAGCAGGGAGGGUGGGCCGUGUAGGGAGUGAGGUGCCAGGAACAGUCAUCAGCUUUGUGACCCAUCCCUGGGAUGUGAGCCUGGUUCAGAAGAUUGAGCUGGCAGCUCGCAGGAGGAGAAGCCUUCCAGGUCUAGGAUCCUCAGUAAGUGAGCCUUUGCACAAGGAAACCUUACUGCAGCAGGCUUAAAUAUGAUGCCAUAACUGGGAUCUUUCCCUGUGUGCUGGGUGGGUGAGCGCACUUGUCAGCAGGAUGCGCUGGGCUGCUUAGUCACCUUCUAAAGGCCCCAGCUGCUGGUCAACACUGGAGGGUGGACUACUGAACGUGGCUCUCUGUAGUCUUUCACACGAAGAAUAAAGUUGAUUUUGGCUUUGUA